CGCUUUUUCUGUGAAGUGUGUCAGUUCAACAGAAACAAAAAAAACGGUUAACAGCUGAUGCUACGGCAACAAAGGAAACAGACAAAAAAGACGGACAACUGUGUAGCGCUGUAAUUUGUUUUUGGCAUCUAGCUGGAAGGCGAACAGCUCUUACGGUGUGACUAUGACUGUGGAGUAAAUAAAUGUGUUGGAACACCACAUCAGUUACUAUCAUUGAGUCCAUCGUCUGAAUCAAGUCCGGCUGGAUGCUACAGUGGGGGAUUGUUUGACCCACAUUCGCUCGGCUGCAGCAGGAGGUGUGGCGCGUCUUCACUCGUGGUUUCAGUAGCGUUGGAGGUCCAGAGCAGCAAUGGCGAGACUUCUUCUGAGGGCAAACUUCAGAAGAUGCCUGAUGAUCUGUCAGAGUCAGACCAGGAUGGCAUCCGACCAGCUUGGUGAGUUGGGCGGAGGAGCAGGGAAAGGUGGAGGUGGAGGAGGCUCUGUGAGGCAGGCAGGAGGUGCUUUUGGAAAGCGAGCGGUGGUGGAGGAGGAGCGGUACUUCAGAAAGAAGGAGAUGGAGCUGCUGGAGGUGCUGAGGAGGCAUCAUUCGGAAGAGAUUGAGCACCAUAAGAAGGAAAUAGAGCGUCUGCAAAAGGAGAUCGACCGCCACGUUGGCAAGAUUAGAAAACUGAAACAUGACGAUUGAAGUUUGCGCUCACAACUCUGAUAGAAAGGGUGGCAACGUUGAAAACAAUGUAAAGAUAAUUGACUAUCUGCUCAUUUUGGCAGUUAAUGAAGCAAACGAUUAUCUUUUAUAUACGUUCCAAAAUAAAAUGAUUGAUUUUC
Oryzias latipes (Japanese medaka) is the source of this 825-nucleotide messenger RNA. RefSeq lists its product as uncharacterized. Gene Ontology annotation, biological process: negative regulation of ATP-dependent activity. Gene Ontology annotation, molecular function: ATPase inhibitor activity. The record is from RefSeq and is a predicted model, not a curated record. Lineage: Eukaryota; Metazoa; Chordata; Actinopteri; Beloniformes; Adrianichthyidae. Gene Ontology annotation, cellular component: mitochondrion.